Messenger RNA from Cylas formicarius (sweet potato weevil), 1908 nucleotides. RefSeq names its product exosome complex component MTR3-like. Gene Ontology annotation, biological process: rRNA catabolic process; U4 snRNA 3'-end processing; poly(A)-dependent snoRNA 3'-end processing. The transcript has 2 exons. The coding region runs from base 237 to 1097 and encodes 286 amino acids. The record is from RefSeq and is a predicted model, not a curated record. Gene Ontology annotation, cellular component: nuclear exosome (RNase complex); nucleolus; cytoplasmic exosome (RNase complex). Lineage: Eukaryota; Metazoa; Arthropoda; Insecta; Coleoptera; Brentidae.
UUUAAUAACUUACUUAUUAACUUAACAAAUAAAUCAAAUUAAACACGUAGAUAUGUCGGCAGGGCAUGGAAUCGAAUUUGCUUUAAUCUGGUGCAACUGGAAACGGCAGAUCUGUCCAGAGGCAGAGAUCAAACUUCCUUCAUUUGAAUCCCAGGAAAAUAUAUCACCACAUCAAUAUCAACAUAACCUCGUAAGACAAAGGAGGGAAUGCAAUGAGAAGGUAGAUAAAACUUACAAUGCCGGUAGAUCACAAACGAAUUAACGGCCCUGACGAAAGCGUACCGUAUCAGUUAUAUGCCAGGCUAAAUACUCGUUCAUUAGAGCAAAGGCUAAAAGAUGCUUCUAAAGAUAAUUUUCGCCAAGAUUCAAGAAAAUUUUCGGAACAGCGUAAGAUCUUUUUAAAAACAGGAGUCGUCAGUCAAGCAAAAGGUUCAUCAUACAUUGAACAAGGAAUGACAAAAUUGAUAGUAUCAGUAUUUGAUCCUCGAGAAAUUCCCAAUAGAACAGAGUAUCGAUUGAAAGGAGAAUUAUAUUGCGAAUUUAAAUUUGCGCCAUUCAGCUGCCCGAAACGUAGACUGCAUCAACAAGAUAGUGAAGAGAAAGAGUACAGCUCCAUUAUGAAAAAAGCAUUGGAAUCUACAAUUUGUUUACAUGAAUUGCCAAACUUUCAAGUAGAUGUUUAUGCUUUAGUCCUAAGUAAUGAUGGCUCUGCUGUAAGCGCAGCAAUAACAGCUGCGGGUUUAGCUUUAUCAGAAGCAGGAAUCCCAAUGUAUGACAUUGUUACCUCAGUUACUUUAGGAAUCCAGCAUAAUAUACAGUUUUUGGAUCCAACUUGGAAUGAAGAAGAAUUGUGUAAGGCCCAGAUAACAUCAUCAGAGGAAGAUGAAAAAAGUUGUCAUGGUUUUGUUAUUUUGUCAAAGCUUAACACUCAUCAACAGGUGUGUCAGUUUCACCAGACUGGAAAUAUUGCUGCUGAUGAUUUGAGUCACAUCAUUACUGCUUUGUCCAAUGCUUGUGAUGUUAUUGUACCUCUCAUUCAAAAAUGUUUGGUCAAGUCUGUUGUUAAAGAUGUUGAAAGUAAUAAAAUGGAUAUAUGACUUGCCUAUUUAUGGUUUUCUAAACGUCAUAACAUUUCAAGCAAUAUUAGAAUAUUACAUGGUAUAAUUUAAAAAGAAGAUAAGUUUGUGUUGUAGAAUAAGCAGCAACUCUUGAUUACUAAAAACUAGAAGUCAACAUAAUUUUAGAAUGGGACACUAUCAUGUGACCUAUUGGAAAUGCCUAUCGGCCCCUAGCCACUAAUCGCUUGAAACAGCGGCCAGUGGUGGUGCGCAAUUCUUAUGUAAUAAAGCACAUUCUCUUUAAUACCGUUUUUUUUAGGAGCGAUAUUAGUACAAAUUGCCCAGAGACAUAAUAAUAACCAACUACAAAAUUCUAAAAUUACAUGCUCCUGGUCCUUAUUAGUGAUUUCAAUUUUGUUGUUUUGUGGCAAUGUUACAUCAAGGCGGGUAAUAUCAAUAAAUGACUUAAGUCUACAUCCUGAACAUCCAUUGGAACAAACCGAAUUCUACAUAAUCCAUAAAAAAUUAAUGAUAUGGACGAUUAAAAUUGAGAUUCCGAUAAUUUGGGCGGCUGAAUAUACGGAUCGAGUGGCAUAUGCUGAGUCGAUCGCGUCGAGUUUUUACCGUAUACACGAAGUUAAUAGGUACUUAUAAUUAAUUAAUAUAAAAAAAAUCAGAUUCAUCACUAAAAAACGGAAAAUAUUCGUUUACACUGACGGACAAAUCACUUUGUUUUCCAUCCACCUAACUACUUAUCUCAAACUCGUUCAAAGUACGUACGAUUCUUCAUCAAUAUUCGUUUUCACCUUUGAUCGAAAAAUCAUAGAAUAGGCAAUAACAAUGCCGUUUU